GUGUUUUAUUCAUUUUUAAGUAGAUUUUUAAGUUUGUACUUAUAUUACAGUAUAUAUUUGAAUACUUGUUAAAGUUAAGUGAUAUAUUGUUAUUUUAGGCAAGAUCGUAUUUUCCAACGGAACACUUCCAUGCGUUUUCAGUGCUUUAAAGAUGUCAGAUGGAGAACUAUGCACUGCUAGCUGUGACUUGGAUGAGAAGAUCUUCUAUCAUUGCUGCAAGCUUAUCCUCAAGCAUUCUGUUGUAAUUAAAGAUGGAUGGAGCUGGUCAAGUCAAAGGUCAAAAUAUGAGACCUUGUCAAAGGAUGGUGUCGAAGGUUACUUAAAAAAGACUUCUCUAAAACCUGGGAAAAGAUCUAGUUCUUUGCUUAACUACAAAGUUAAAGAAGAUACAAGUGCUUGGACACAUGAAUUCCAGCUGGAUGAUGAGGCAGCUGAAGUACAUACACUGUGUGAUGAUCAAAUCAUAAUGCAUUAUGAAUACCAUGUUUUAUAUUCCUGUAGCUAUCAGGUUCCCGUAUUGUACUUCAGAGCAUCCACAUUAGAUGGACAACUCUUGUCCCUUGAGGAGAUUUGGAACAACAUUCACCCAAACUACAAACAAAGACUACUGCUAGAACCAUAUGCUACACUAACACAACAGGAGCACCCUUUCCUGGGCCAGCCCUUUUUUAUGCUUCAUCCUUGUCGCACCAAAGAGUUUAUGAGACCAAUUUUGGAAAUGGCACUAGCUGAAAAUAGAAAAAUAAACUACAUUGUCACAUGGCUGAGCAUUGUUGGGCCUGUGGUGGGAUUGGACGUGCCUUGUACCUAUAACAGAGGGGUGACUGCUCAUGACUGAGGCCCCAACUUCACACAAUAGCAAUGUUUGUUUGAAAACUAGUAAGCUGUAUCUGCUCUUUUGUAUACAUCUGGUGGAGGACAAGAAGACAGUAAAUGGACCAGUGUUCUGCAGGGCAAUUUGUCACAAACCUAAUGUAUAAAAUACUCUUUGUUAUAUACAGUGUGCUUUUUUUUCUUUACUACAGAACAUUAAGACCUUUUAAAAAUGAAUCUAUAUACUGUACUUUGGUGACUAGUGUGCUUUUAUAAAGAAACCACUUUAAAAUUGUCAAUAUUUCUGGUUUAGCUAUUUGUUAGUGUCUUUGGAGUGAAAUUAGCAUUUUUAUUUUGAUAAACAUUUUAUUUUAUGCACUACUCACAACGUAUUAUCAUUUAAAGCAAUUAUUUACAGAAAAUGACAAGGGCUGUCUGGCCAGUCAGGCAUUUGCACAGACGUUGGGGGUAGGGGGUGCUUGGGCAAAGAUUGUCUAAUCAGAAAUAUUCAACCCCCUCACCAUAAGAGAUUUUAUUGUAAAAUGUAUAGAAUUAAAUGAAAAUAUACAACAAGAA
Molecule: messenger RNA, 1389 nt
Organism: Trichomycterus rosablanca
Lineage: Eukaryota; Metazoa; Chordata; Actinopteri; Siluriformes; Trichomycteridae
Gene: atg10
Product: ATG10 autophagy related 10 homolog (S. cerevisiae)
Exons: 7
Coding region: 152-838 (228 amino acids)
Biological process (GO): protein lipidation; protein modification by small protein conjugation; macroautophagy
Cellular component (GO): intracellular anatomical structure
Molecular function (GO): Atg12 transferase activity
Source: RefSeq, a predicted model, not a curated record